AUGUCAUCAAUCACUGCUACUAUGGAGCAACAGGCAUCCCUGAACAAGUUCGCCAACGACAUCGUCGUCGAGACACAGCAGCAUGAUUGUUACCUGAAAGACACCCCAAGGAUGGAGGAGGAGGAAGUGGACGUGGAUUAUCCGAGGCACAGCGUUCCUUUUGAAAACUGCAACCUAGAGUUCGCCAUGCCUCCGCCCAGAAGGUACAUGCGGUCUGAAAGCAGCUCAAGCUUGAAGUGCCUGCUGUCCAAGGAGAGGGACUUUACGAGCAGGGAGUGGAGAAAGGGGAUGAUGCGGUCCUCAUCGGAGAGAUGCCUCUCUUCCUCCGGCUCCUUCGUGCGAUCACGCAACAAGUGCUUCCAGCUUCCUUCAUGGCAGGAGGCGGAGAUAAGGAAGAAGCACAACAUGUCGGUAGGGAUGGAGCUAUCGCAGUCGGACGAGGCAAAGUUGCCUGCUAGGAUGAUGCUGCUAGACCUGAGGAGAUCAAACAGCGAGCCCUGUCUUGUUUCUCUUGACUGA
Guillardia theta CCMP2712 is the source of this 519-nucleotide messenger RNA. RefSeq lists its product as hypothetical. The record is from RefSeq and is a predicted model, not a curated record. Bases 1 to 519 code for a protein of 172 amino acids. The transcript has a single exon. NCBI's taxonomy places the organism in Eukaryota, Cryptophyceae, Pyrenomonadales, Geminigeraceae.